UGCUCUAUUCGCAUUGUUGAUACUACUUGCCAAAGUUUUAUGCUGUUAUAAUGAUGCUUUAUCGCAAUUGGAAAUGUUCUGAACACUCUUUUAAGCGUAUGAUGCUGGAAGGUUAGCAAAAGAUAUCUAAAGUUAUUUGUAAAAAUGAUGAUGCGAUUUCACGACAGACAUGGAACUCAUGUUCGGUUGUCACCGUCGAAGACAUCCGCCACCAGAGUCAAGAGCUUCGCGAACGCGGUUGUAUUUAGUCAUCGCCCCUUAGCAUUUGGUGAAACGUUCCUUUUUGAGAUAGAAGAACAGGAAAAGGACUGGUCAGGUCAUGUCCGCUGUGGGAUCACAACUCACAAUCCAUCUUCAAUUAAAAGUGUUCCACCGUAUCUUCUUCCUGACAUGGCCCAAAUGGGGCGUACUUGGGUGUUUGCAAUCAAAUCGACGAUGCAAAAACCUUUGGGUGAUGAACAGCUGAAAGAUUACGGUGGCCACAAUUUUCAACGCCAAGAGGCAGGAGAUAAAGACGAUAACCCGGUGUUUUGCGGUGAAAAAGCGAGAGAAGGGAAAUUAAAACCAACAGAUGUUGGCUCGCGAAUUGGAGUGAAAGUCAGUCCGACCGGGGAACUGUACUUCUUUGUAAAUGGUAUAAAAUUUGGCCCCUGUGCCCUUGAUGUACCUGUUGACAGGGAUCUUUAUGUGGCUGUCGACGUGUACGGAACUACAAAACGAGUUCAAAUCAUUCAAUGUGGAGUGCCACCACUUCUUGAUUUGUGCUGUGAAAACAUCAGGAAAUGUGUAACAAAACAGGAAGAUUUGGAAUCACUCCCCAUUACUGCGUCACUGAAGAAGUACAUUGCAACAUUUUAACAAGAAAUUGUUGUCACAGAGAAAGAAAAUAUCUCCAGUGUUCUUAAGGGUUAAAACAUUAGUAGCAUAUGUAAAUUAAAUUAAAUAGAAUUAUGAUAGCAUUUAUCCUGUAGGGUCCCACUCAAUUUACAGCCUUCCAAAAAUAUAAUUUAACCCUUUAACUCCCAGAUCAAAUUUAUAAUUCUCCUUAUUGUCAGCCAGAUAAUUUUUAUAAUGUUAGUUAGAGAAUUUAGUAUUGGAUCAACUAAUUAUCCCCAAAUUGAUAUUUUUCUUUAUUCUCAGCUCUUUUGUAGUUGAUAUUGUAUUUAUAUUGUACGGAGAAAUUCUUUCUUGGUCAUUCAUGGGAGUUAAGGGUUAAUUUAAAAUUAGUCUCACUGUUACUGUACAGAUAUGAAACAGAAAUUUUAUGAUUUAUCCUGGAAAGUAUUAGUAUUAAUUUUUGCCAAGUAGAAGUCAAGCCUUUACAUUGGCUGUGUCAGCUUAGAGAUUUUUAGAUUUAUUUUUAAAAAGAAAUUUUGCUGUGGCAUACAUCGGGAAAAAAACCUUGAGGGUCUUGUAAACUUGAUUCAAGCCUUUAUGGGUCAAAUGAUUUUUUUAUGAAACAAGGUGACUGCAAAUUUUAUUUUUUCGUGAUUUGUAAUCUUGUUGAAGAAGUCCUCCUCUGUGAUUUUGAAUCAAUGUGAUACAGGAAUUGCCUAGUUUUACAAGUCCUUUUCAAGGGAUUCAUUUUGGUUUGUGUGUGUGACUUUCUGCUUAAUGUAAAGAGAUACGAACAUGACUUUACCAGUAAACCCAUUGGGACCAAACUUUAGAGUGUCCUCUGGAUGUUGGAAAUGUGAACCUAUUACCCUUGAAUUUAUUUCUUUCCUGUCU
Molecule: messenger RNA, 1731 nt
Organism: Pocillopora damicornis (cauliflower coral)
Lineage: Eukaryota; Metazoa; Cnidaria; Anthozoa; Scleractinia; Pocilloporidae
Product: neuralized-like protein 2
Molecular function (GO): ubiquitin protein ligase activity
Source: RefSeq, a predicted model, not a curated record